Messenger RNA from Siniperca chuatsi (mandarin fish), 1254 nucleotides. It is a transcript of the gene sord, whose product is annotated as sorbitol dehydrogenase. Gene Ontology annotation, molecular function: L-iditol 2-dehydrogenase (NAD+) activity; zinc ion binding. The coding region runs from base 125 to 1189 and encodes 354 amino acids. Gene Ontology annotation, biological process: D-sorbitol catabolic process. The transcript is spliced from 9 exons. NCBI's taxonomy places the organism in Eukaryota, Metazoa, Chordata, Actinopteri, Centrarchiformes, Sinipercidae. The record is from RefSeq and is a predicted model, not a curated record.
AGGAAGGUGUAGCUUUCUGCUUUCUGUACUUUGACACUGACAGAAAGAGAAAACAGGGUGAGAUUUUUUUUCGUAUUUGUCUGGUUCGUCUUUACGCUGUUCUCAGCACACUGUUGCAUCAGUCAUGGCGCAGGAAAAUCUGUCCGUGGUACUGCACUCCCAGGGAGACCUCAGGCUGGAAAACCGCCCCGUCCCGGAGCCAGGACCUAAUGAGGUUUUGCUCCAGAUGCACUCUGUUGGAAUCUGUGGAUCAGAUGUUCACUACUGGCAGCACGGCCGAAUUGGGGACUAUGUGGUCACGAAACCAAUGGUGUUGGGGCAUGAGGCGUCAGGGCGGGUGGUGAAGGUUGGAUCAGCAGUCAAGCACCUUAAAGUAGGUGACAGAGUGGCCAUUGAGCCCGGUGUGCCCCGCGAGACGGACGAGUUCUUCAAAAACGGACGAUAUAACUUGUCUCCUACCAUCUUCUUCUGUGCCACGCCCCCCGACGAUGGGAAUCUAUGCCGAUACUACAAGCACAGUGCCAACUUCUGUUACAAGCUGCCUGAUAAUGUGACAUUUGAGGAGGGAGCACUAAUUGAACCUCUUUCUGUGGGGAUCCACGCCUGUCGCAGAGCCGGCGUAACCCUCGGCAGCACCGUGCUCAUCUGUGGUGCAGGACCUAUUGGAUUGGUCUGUUUGCUCGUGGCCAAGGCAAUGGGGGCCUCACAGGUCGUCAUCACUGAUCUGUUCCCACAGCGUCUGACAAUGGCCAAAGAGUUGGGUGCAGACUUCCAGCUGACAGUGAAGAGAGGAGAUGGACCCCAGCAGCUGGCCAAGAGUGUGGAGCACAUGCUGGGCGCUCAGCCUCACAUCACCAUUGAAUGCACUGGUGUUGAGAGCAGCAUUCAGACUGCCAUCUAUGCGACAUGUUCAGGAGGUGUGGUGGUGCUGGUGGGUCUUGGCCCUGAGAUGGCCACUGUUCCUCUGAUCAAUGCUGCCGUAAGAGAAGUGGACAUCAGGGGGGUUUUCCGCUACUGCAAUACCUGGCCGAUGGCCAUAGCCAUGUUGGCAUCGGGUAAAGUGAACGUGAAGCCCCUCGUGACCCACCGUUUCCCUCUGGAGCAGGCAGCCCAGGCCUUUGAGACCACGCGUCAGGGUCUUGGGAUAAAGGUCAUGUUAAAGUGUGACGAGAAUGACUAUAAGCCCUGACCCGACCCGCCAGCACGACAGGCAGACAUCCACAAACUGGACAUUCACUGUAAGAAAGCUAGCAC